Ilex paraguariensis (yerba mate) is the source of this 1476-nucleotide messenger RNA. The record is from the annotation of a GenBank genome assembly. Lineage: Eukaryota; Viridiplantae; Streptophyta; Magnoliopsida; Aquifoliales; Aquifoliaceae.
AUGGAAAGAGAGGAAAUGGCUUUGAAUACAGUGACUACAAAUGAUACUCUCAACGAUGAAAAUGUAGUACAUUCUGUGCAAAAACAAAAACUAAGUUCCCAAGUCGAACAACCUUCUUACCAAAACAAUGAUGAUAGGGAGGAGUACUCGAAGGCUGCAAGAAGUAGUGAAAACAGCAAAGCAAGAUCAGGAAGUAGUAAAGACUAUAGGAAGUCACGUGAUCCUGUUGAGGAGGAAGUUGUUCAGGGUGGACGUUCUACACGCACAAGGAUCAUAAAGAGACCGGUAGGUGAAAAUGAGGAUAUUGGGCAAAGAAAAGAUCGUGAUGAGAGGCAAGAGAUUGAAAAACACCAUGUUACUGUCAAAGGGAGGGAGGAUUCUUAUUCCCGUAAAAACUGGGACCCUAACUUGGUCCAUCCUUUGCAUGUGAAAACUGAAACUAUUGACAGGCGAAAGGAGAGUGAUACUUCUGAGGUAGCCUGGCAACGGAGAGGUGAAGAUCCACAUGGCAAGAGAACUAGACCUGAAGACACAAGAAAACGGGAGCAUAGUGAGGAAAUGGGGUCCAGGCACCGGAGUAAGGUUCGAGAAAAUGAGAGGAGUGAUAGAGAUGACCAUCAUCAGUUAAGAAACUAUUUUGACAAUGGUAGCUGGAGGGCUCAUGAUAAAGAUAUGGGGUCACGAUACAGGGAUAGGGAUGAUAAUUUGAAGAGUCGAAGUGAGAACAUGGAUGAUCUCCACAUCAAAAGAAGGAAAGACGAGACGCAAUCAAGGAGGGACAAUGCUGAAAAAGACGUCUUGCAUAUACACAGAGAAAAUUCCAGUCGGCGAAAGCGAGAAAGAGAUGAUGUUCUGGAUCAGCGGAAGAGAGAUGACCAAGCAAGAUUCAGAGAUGAUGAUCAGCAUCAAGCAAGGCACAAAGAAGAGGGCUUCUUUCAGAGGGAGAGGGGUGAGAGGCAGAGAGAGCAUGAUGAAUGGCACAGACUUAAACAAUCCCAUGAAGAGAGUUUAUCAAAGCGGGAAAGAGAUGGUGGGCGGGGAGAUUUGAGGAGUGGGCGAAAUACAGAAGACAAAGCAUGGGCUGCCAAUUCGAGGGCGAAGGAUGACUAUAAAGGUUCUGAUAGGGAGUACCUAAAAGAUGCUGGGCGACAUGUUGAGCAACUAAAGAGAAGGGAUCGAGUUGAGAAUGAAAGUUUUUCCAUGCAUAGGGGACGUGAGGAUGCUUACACACGUGGAAACCAGCUCACUAAUGAUGGGAAACGAGCAAGGCAUGAGAGGGCAAGCAGUCGAAAUGAUCGUGCUGUCAAUGCUUCUGACAACCAUAGGGUGCACGAAAAGAGACAAAAAGAGAACAUAAGGAAGGGCAGAGAAUUAGAGGAUGGUGAUCACAUCUCUUUGACCCCUUCUAAGAGGAAUCAAGAAGAGCACAAUGGUCAAAUAAGUGAGACGGUAUGCUACUUUUCUGGAUAUAAAUAA